Orussus abietinus is the source of this 9036-nucleotide messenger RNA. Its product is annotated as T-lymphocyte activation antigen CD86. Gene Ontology annotation, biological process: synapse organization. NCBI's taxonomy places the organism in Eukaryota, Metazoa, Arthropoda, Insecta, Hymenoptera, Orussidae. The record is from RefSeq and is a predicted model, not a curated record. The transcript has 7 exons. Bases 84 to 941 code for a protein of 285 amino acids. Gene Ontology annotation, cellular component: neuron projection membrane.
AUGAAGAGCAUCACGCCCAGCAGAGGAAACUGUGCCACGUAUUAUGUGACGUGAAGCAGGUGACAUCCAGGAGAAGGUCCAAGAUGUUGGUCGCCGGUUCGGUGCAGUGGCUGUUAGGAGUUGCGGUGUUGGUGGCGGUGACUAACGACUGUUGCCGAGCCGCGGUCCACGGGAAUGGCGGCAAAAGCUCGGACUCCUCGCAGAACAGCCUGGAGGAAUCCUCGCCCUCGGGGCCGUACUUCGACACGACCGCCUCGAAGAAUGUCACGGCACUCCUGGGAAAGACGACCUACCUGAACUGCCGGGUGAAGAACAUCAGCAACAAGACGAUGUCGCUGCAGGUGUCCUGGGUGCGCCACAGGGACAUCCAUUUGCUGACCAUCGGCAGCUACACCUACACCAGCGACCAGCGGUUCAGGGCACUGCACAACAUGCGCUCGGACGACUGGACGUUGCAGAUCAAGUAUCCCCAGCACCGGGAUAGCGGCAUCUACGAGUGCCAGGUCUCCACGACACCUCACAUGAGCCACUUCGUCCACCUGGAUGUCGUCGAGCCCAGCACCGAGAUCGUCGGUGGUCCGGAUCUCUACAUCGACAGGGGCAGCACGAUCAACCUCACCUGUGUCGUUCUCCACAGUCCGGAGCCCCCGGCGUACAUUCUGUGGAACCACAAUAACACGAUAAUUAAUUUCGACUCCAGCAGAGGUGGAGUGUCGGUGGUGACCGAGAAGGGCGACAACACCACCAGCUCCUUGCUCGUGCAGCAGGCUAGGCCCUCGGACUCGGGUCGCUACACUUGCAACCCCAGCAGCGCCCAGCCCAAAUCGAUCACCGUACACGUACUCAACGGAGAGUAUCCCGCGGCAAUGCAGCACGGAGGCCAAGCCAAGCAGCCGAGGCUCUAUUCGCUUCUGCUCUGUCUGUGUCUACUGCUCUACUAGUUAAGUCACGCGAGGGCCUCGUCUCUUUCUAUCUCUCAGUCGCCAUUCGGUGUCGCGGAAGAAAAGGAAGAAGAAAAAAAAAAGAAAAGGAACUUUUUGUAAAGGAGGCGGUGAUCCUGUAUAGACUUAAGUAGCGGGUCUAGGCGAGACAAUGGACGUUGCCGCGAAUCACGGCGACCACGAGGAGUCCCGAAAAAGAGGAGUCGAAGAAGAGCAUCCAUUCUAAAUGGCGGCUUCGUCAACCGACACCGCGGAGCUGUCAAAAACCACGUGGAAGGGACGCGCACCAGGACUCAACCAAAAUAAGAAAAAGAGUGGAAAUUGAAUCCCUCGCCAGAAGAAAAAUUAAAAUCAACCUGUGGGAGUGGUUAAUCCCCCGAGAGAUUAAAAAAAAAAUCAAAUACCGCGCAUAUCUUCCAAGAGCUGCCGAAAGUAAGAGAUAUAGAUCUAACUGAGGAGGAAUUUUUUGCACCGAGCGAGGAUUUUUAAACCUUUUUUUUUUUUGUAGGUUAUAGGAAAACCACGUGGAUUUCGUUGUUGGUACUUUUCUACCGAGGGAGGGGUAUCCAGGGACGGUGGAAAUUAUCCCCCGAUAAAUUUCCCGGCGCGUUUUUCCCCCUUUUAUCGGCAAGUCGAAGUUUCGCCGGUAUCGGCGCAUCAUUGUUUGCCGGAGACGCGUGAACGCGCAACCCUUUAUUACCGUAACAAUGGCGGCCCCGAUAGAGAGUGCGCCGCACCGACUCCGAGGCAUUGUGCAAUUGCGCGUGCCCUGCUCGGCAAAAAUGCACCCGAUGGGAAGAUUAUUCUAAUGCAGUGGGUCGUACGCGUCCUGGAGGUAUUGCGGAGGAAACGCGGUGGAAAAAUUCGUCAGAGCUGGCGCGAAUCUGCCGAAGCGGUUCGACUUUCGGGGCCGCCGAAGGAGGCCGCGCGGCGCGUCCCGAAUCUCCUGGAGUUCCAGUUUUUCCGAAAAAACGAUCCCCCGUGGGCUGAGUGUCGAGACGCGAUAGUAAUCUGCCGAAAAGCGGAGGGGGCGAGGGGGGAACGGCGACACGGUCGAUGAUUAAUCGGGUCCAAAGAACCCGGACGAUUACGGGGCAUAUUGCCGGCAAGAUGGCGGCCGCCGCGUUCCAGUUCCACGGUCGCGCUUUAUAUCUCCCGGUGUCCUGGCGGCGUUUGUGUGCCAGCCGAAGCCUUAAUAACAUUAAUUCAAUGCCCAUACGAAUAUCGAGCGGUUCUUUAUCAACGGCGGGACACGCACCGAAAAUAAACAGCCGUCCCCCCCGCGGUCUUGCCGCAAUUUCCGGGGCCGCCUCGCGAGGCUUUCUAGGAAUUUUCAUGGGCUUUUUAGCCCCGUUCGCCGGGGCCGUUUGCACGAACGGACCUUCGUGACCGCUUGAAAAUGUAAAAGGCUAAAAGAAAAUGCGAGCAUCGACUCCAGCCAGGACGGAUUUCCGUAUCAACGAGUACCGAUUCGCGGACCCUCGACGCGCGGGACCGAAAUGGCGGAUCCGAAAGCACUCGGGAAAGAGAUUAGGAGAAAGUCGCCAAAUGCGUGAUAGUUAAAUCGUACCCCAGGUGUUUUAUUGUCAGUAAAAAUUUCUGACAUCGAGUAUUAGGUGUUUACACGGAGUGUUAUAUGUCACGGAUAACAACAACGAAAUGAAGAGUAUGACGUGUCGCGAAAAAUUAAUUAAAUGCUGACGGGAGAGGAUUUAGGGUAUCUAGUACGUAUUUGGUAACUUUCUCCCACCACACGACCGGAGGACGGUUUCUACCCCGUCUCGAUUCUUCAUUCUACCUCGUUUAUUGUUCGGCUCGCUUUUCGAGGCCCCGAAACUCGAUCCGGAAUGUCAGACCGAGUGCAUUCGGGCAAAUAUUUUCCGCCCUCUGUAUCCGCGCCAAAAGGAAUCGGAAUUCGCCGGCUAACUCGCUUUUAACUUUGCUAGGGAUUUUCAGGGAGGUUUCCGGUCCUCUUGGGGGGUCGUAUUCGUGACUUUGAACGAGGCCACACCCUCGCGACUGGACGCAAAACGUCGAUUAUGCGCCGCGACGGCCGCGUUCGCGGUCUCCAAAAUGGCGGCGCGCACCCCUUGCCGGGGAAGAAAAUUACUUUUGGGUGUAAAAGGAAUGGCCGGGACGAAAAAAAAAAAUCAGGAACCGCUGCAGAGGACUUGUGCUCGACGCACUCGCGGGCGUAAACUUGUUUUCCAUAUUCGCGGGAUCAUAAAUAAAAUGGAAAACCUCGGCGCGACAAACAUGGCAUGACGCGCGAUUGGCCGGCGAAUGUUCAAUAGCCUCCGCUCUCUGUUUUGGCAGCGUUCCGAUAUUUGCCGAGAGAGCACUGCCAGCCCUCGGUGCAGUAAUUACUGACUCGAUUCGUGCAGAAAUCGGAACUUCUGCUACAAACACUGCAGAGAUGAAACGUCCCCGAGCGCCAACCGAUGGAUUUCUCCCAGCUCCGUGAUAGCCUUUAUUUAGAAACUAAUCCGCCAAUUUUCCGUCGCCCAGAAAUGUCAACGUCAAUCGAGCGCGUUCUCCACAUUAAUUUCCCAAUCGUCGUUCGUCGAAUACGGCAGACCCGCGAGCGCCUUGAGCCUUCCCUCGUAUUUCCGUAAUUACGGGGAGAAAAUCGAGGAAAAGGGAAGAAAAUUAACUCCCUGGGAGGAAAUUUCAACGUUUCGGGGAAACUCAUCGUUGCCCCGCGUUGAUAAACAUCCCGAGGCAAAUGUACGAACGCAUAAUUGUGGCCCGAUGGGUACUGCGAAUUUGUAAUAAGUAGAGCGUAAAAUCCGCGAAUUCGUAAAAUUGCUGGCUGGUUCGGCUAGAAUUUUGAGGAGUAAUUCGAUGACCGUUAAUGAAAAUUAAACCCGGCCAAAUGAAAACCGCGAAUUUUCAAUGAGGAAGGCGUAAAACUCGGCUUUCGUAAAAUCGCCAACCGGUUAGGCUCGCAUUUCGAGGAGUAAUUCGAUGACCGUAAUGAAAAUUGAACGCGGCCCCCGAUUCGGCCGCCAUUUCCGGAGACCUCGAUGACUGCCGAUACACACCGGGGAUUUCCUGAAAUCCCUGCAGGAAAUUUCUCCCCGAAUCUGGGCGGGAGUAAUUGCUGGCAACGUUCUGUCAUUUAUUUCAGCACGCGGGGCCGAGCUGACGGUGAAUAUCGGGACGCGGAACCAGCGAGCCAACGAACCGAGAAAAAUUCCAUUUACUCCUCGACCCUGCGCCUUUUAUCGAAAUUCAGGAUCCGCGGAGGAGAGGCUCGCCGCGCCCCUUUUUCCCAUUAAUUCUUUUCCCCUUUCGCCGUUCCUCCGUACAUUUCGCAUCUUAGAUUCGGUAUCGAUGCCGGCUCGCUUCGAGCCCCUCGACUUUUCCGCGUCCAACGACGCAGGCAUUACUGCCUGUCAGACGUGCGUUUUACAGGGCAUACGUGCCAUCGCACCCGCUCUGUCGGUGGGUGCAUCGUGGAAAAAUUUAACGACCUUUAUGUACUCGCGCGAUUUCCUCUCUCGCGAGCGCUCCCACUUGUUAACGAUCGCGGUGGCCUCCCAUGAAUGGGAACGCGAUGGAAAGUGUCACAUCCGAGUCACACCUCCCGGCCUAUUAAAUGAAUUACCCCGAAUCGACGAUGCUUCACUGCUAUAAGGAAAAAAAUAUUCCAAAUUACCCCUGACCUAAUGAACACCGUUUCCCUCCCUCGCGAGGUAUCCUCGAAAAGCAGACCAGGAAUGUUCGUGAAAAUUUUUGCGAAAAAAAUACGCGAGGUUAUUCUUUCAAAUUUUUCGGAAAAACCCUCCAGGCUAUUCGUCCAAAUUUUUCAACGAACACAGGCAGCUCUGGCCAGUCUCUCUGCAUAGUUUUCGCUUAACAUCGGCCUCGAGUUUCGAUUUGACCAAUGGUCGAGUUCGAUGGCCCAAUCGCCAGUUAAACUAAAACUUGAAGCGCGAGUUCCGUUCCCAAGCAAAGGCGCCGUAACGACCCCCCAGGAAACCCGCAAAACCGAAAUCGCCCUUUGCACGACGUCCCGACGUGUAAAUCGUGCGACGUCACAAGUUUCAUAUUUUGAAGCGUUCCGAGGACCUCGAAACAUUUUUUUAAAAAUUUGAUAUACGUGAAAAAAAAAUGAUUUCCCUCCCGACACAUGAACUCCAGUGAUAUUGGAUUGACCAAAAAACCCCGCGACACUCGCGUAACGAUUUCAACGUUUAUUUUUAUUCAUCGAAUCCCAGCUUCGAUGACACAUUCUCCAUCUCUAUCUGUGAUCUAUGCCCAUCGAUCAAGCAGCUUCGCGACGCCUCUCUGCAUAUUUUCCUCGGAUUUAGAAAUGAAUGUAUAAAGUGUCGCUUUUUUGGCCAAUCCGAUGAAACCGCACCGACAGAGCUGCAAUUUAGACUUUUCUAAAAAAUAUUCCGUAUCGACGUGGGACUUCACCUCCGCAAGUAUCGUUUAUCUCGAGGAUUAAGGAAGACCUCCAGGUGAUGGAAUCAUCCCUGGCGAGGAUCGUGGAAUUCGAGGAAUUCAAGAAAUUCCUGCGUUUCUGAUCAGUCGAGCCAGUCGAUGCGCGGCCGCGAGUUCUCUUCCUAGGGGAUUCCUAAGGCGAAUCCCCCUCGUUUCCGGGAGCGAGACUAAUUCUAAGCAGCUUCGAGUCCAUUAAUUUGUACGAUUAACACACUAACGAUAAGUAGGGUACCGUAUCACCUGAGGCACGACUUAAUCUUCGCGCCCUCUCGCGAGCUGCGCAUUAUCGGACGAUCAUUUCGAGUCAUCAUCGCCGCGAAAGGCAGAACGCGAUAUCGAGAAAACCGAAAAAAAGACUCACCAAGAAAAAAACCAAGAGAAAAAUCCGCAAAGCGAAUCCGCGUUCCCACCGAAAGGACGAAUGCGCGAUGCAAGACUGAACAACGCUCCCUCCGGUCAGUGUCGGUUUUUUUUUUUCCUCGGAAAAAAAAAGGUGAAUAAUAAAAUAACUAGGUAAACAAAUGAGGCAUCGCUCUCGGGAGGCGAGGACGAAGCGAAAGAAAAAAACGAAAAAAAAAAUAAGUGAAAGAAGAAAGGAAGAAAUAGCGAAAUCCAAAAUCCACCGAAGGGCUUCGACUUCGAGCGGCUCCGUGGCAGAAGAACCGCGACUAGAGAGACUCUCCCGCACCUCUUGAAUGUACAUAUGUAUUUAAUGCGGUUUAGUUGUUUAGUUGUUCUCGACAAUAUUGAAUAAAAAAAAAAAGAAGAAGAAGAAGAGGAGAGAGGGCGUAACGGGGCAAGAGGGCGAGAUCCGCGGUGGCGAUUGUCGUUAUUUACCGUGCUUCUUUUUUACACGAUACGCGAUAUCUAACCAACACUCUGACCAACGGAACGACGUGACGCGAGACGCGGGGUGCGAUCCGCACACCGGAGAGCACGAUCUUAGGGUGUAAUAUACAAGUUAUAUAAUUAUAUACAUAUACGGAUAAUUACGGAUAUCGAGACCUAAAGAGUGGCGGCGUGUAAUAUAUACAUAAUGUAACGAGACCGGGACGGUAGUCGACGGAGGAAAGAAGAUGGCGGAAAUGGGAAAACGGCGGGCAAAGGGGAUAUCGAGCGUAACGAUUAAAUGUACCACUUGCGGCGUACGCAUUACACGUACUUGCGCCAUGUUACCGUAUACCGCGUUUUAAUGUAACCGUAACGUACGAUCUAGUCAGUGUACAAUUAUUGUGAAUUCGCCGUGUCGCGGGUGCACUCGGAGGGCCGCCACCCGGCCGUAUCUCCCCGUUUCGCGACUCCGGGAGAACUGGGACCUCGGCUGCUGCCACGAGGAAAGAACCUCGGUACUUCGGAAUCCCGCCGAUUUCGCGAGAAGGAAAAAUCCUUCGAGAUAGGACAGAAAGAGAGAGAGAGAGAGAGAGAGAGACGAAGACGACCUGGACAUAGACUUCGAAGAUAGCGUCGCAUACGUCGGAUACCGAAGGAGAAAUGGCAUUUCGCAGUCUUCUCCAAAGAAAGAGUGGAGAAAAAAGUCAAAGUGGAAACUUGGCGUAACUUCUCGAUGCUUCGGGUAUCGGGUCGUCCAACAAGUACCUGGGAUUUUUAGCGUUCAAAAUUUGACUCUUCGCUUGCAAAUACUCUUUCUACCCUGUGACCAUGUUAGGUGACAUUUCAAAGCGCAGACUUGGUCCUACAUUUUGCUAACAAUAAUUGUGUAUAAAUAUUGAUUUUUCUUCAUCAACGAUACGAAUGGGUUUCGUUACGUCAAGAUUUCGUUCGACCGAGGGGUUAGAGGAGAAGGGUCUAAAUUUACCGAAACACAGGGAGGGAGGGCGAUCGUUCUCGGCAGGGGGUCGAAUCGAAUCCAUUCCUCUCGGUUUUGGAGCCAAGGUUAGCCGACAUUAGCCAAAUUACCGAGGGUGCCUCCACCCCGUUUCGCGGAGGCUCCCCUCGAGCCGAUACGAAGCACGAGUCCGAUUUUAAAAGCGCCAUUUCUACGACUAAAGCGAUCCCUCGGCCCGGGAGUCGGCGAAUCGAAGACCUCCAGGGGGUGAUUUGAAAUAUACGGGGGUGAAUUUUGCGUCGAUGGGUGCAUGAUAAAUAGGCGAAGUUUCGCCACGCCGACGCCCGGCCUUAAAGCCCGAUUUACAUUCGAAUGCACCCCUUCGAAUUUGGAAAAAAAAAAGGGGUGGAUGCAUAAUUCACGCGUGUGUUUGCAGCCCCCAUGGUGGGCAGACAGGGGUGCAGGCGCACCUGGGGGGGUGGCGGAUCACCCCGGGGCAAAAAAGAGCCGGUCGCGUUACGGUAAUGACAAAAAAUGUACACUACGAGGGGAGAUGGAAUUAGUGCGCACCCCCGGGGGAUUUAUUGGAUCGAUUUGUCGCGUCCCGAUUCCGCGGCCGCCGCCCUAUCUAGGCGGAGGUCUCGUUAUCGGGGAGGAAACGAUCACGGAACGGAGGGUGUCUUCGGGGUGGGGAACACCUUCACGAGGCGACGAGGAAAGAGGGCGGGCUGCGAAUCGGCGUUCGCCCCUGGAAAAGGAAACCUGCGACAGACAGGAGAAAUCAAGCGACGUCUGGAUGGGCUUCAACAAAAAGGGGUAGAAAAUAUUUUAUACUAUUAUCCUGGGGUGGGUUGACCCGUUCAAACGCCAUAACCGUCAACGAGCUUUCCGUUUACCCCGCCACGAUCACCGGUGAUCGACCCGCGAUACAUGUUUUAAUAAAAUGAAAUUUACGCGAGGUGAGCGGACAGUCUGGUGGAAAUACGCAUGGUACCGAAUGCAUUAACCGAUCGCAGGAUGUGUGCGACGAAGUCACAAAAUUUAUUCCUGGCGAAAUAUCUUGGUCCUCCGUCGCGGCGGAGUGGGAACCUCCCCUAGGAAAAUCCCCAGUCCCGGGGGAAAAGCGUCGCCAAGUGCCGGGUAUUUUCCCCUAGACUUGGCAGCUGCGGAACAUGGGUUCUCCUGCGACUGCCGAAAUCGGGGCCCCUCUUCUUGGGAAAAUUCCAGGAAUCGAUGUCGUGCACCCUUCCUGGAGGUGUCCGGGAAUCGAACGCCUGAGAAGGUCGGAUGCUCGCACGGGAACCGCGGACUCGCGAUCUCGAUUCCCGGCUGGACGAUUCCUGGAGAGGGAAGGACGAUCCCUCGCCGCCGGACUAAUUUCGAAAAGGGAGACAACCUCUUCGAGGUGUCUUCGGGGGGUGCGCUUUCAUCCCUGUUGCGAGUCGUCCAGCGGAAUCGAGCGCAUUGUAAAUACUACUCGACGACGUCAUCCUCGAGGCGCGAGGAUGAGUACCUAAUUAAUGAUUAAGGGUCCUAGCGAUGUAAGGUCAUGAGACGCGACGCCAUUAACGCUGUUGAUAAUACAUGGACUUGUAUGCGACGCCGACGACUCGUCGUGGCUUUUCACGUCACCCCGUCGUCGGGUCCUCGAACAAGGCGAGGAGUCAUCUUCGCGACACCCAACCACACGGAAACACACACACACACGAUACACACGUCGGGCUCGCAUUCCUACAUACGUUCUGUCCCCGACCUAUCUUUCGUUUCACGCCUAGCGUGUAGAUAGGUUAAUGUACCGUUAAGUGUUUCGUCUAGCCUACUAUGUAUAUUGUAACUAUACUCAUAAAUAAAUGAUCA